CGCGGCAGCGGCGCCACUCUCAAUAUGGUAGCUGUUUACCCCAUAUUUCUCCUCCCCUCUCUGCCUCUACUUCCUCAUUGUUUUGAAUAAACUUUAUUGACUACUACAAUUUACCACCACCGCCACUGGGCUUCUCCCGGCGAUUUACCGGGUUGUUUUUCUUGAAUCUGGCUGCCGACUGGUCUCAUUCCUCGUUGGGUUGCUCGCGGCUAUCUCCUGCUGGCUCAGCUACAACGCCGCUUGCCCGUUCGCCGGGCAGCCGCCGGACUAGGCCAGAGCCGCGGUCUCCAGUAGGCCCUAACGGGCGGGCCUGCGGGGUGCUGUGGAGAGGGCUGCCCUAAAGCACCGCCGUGCAGACCCAGCGGGUGGUUCGAAGGAAGGCGAGCAAGGUUCAUAGCCUUAUUGUAACAAUCCCAGAAUUCGGCGCGCGCCGCCGGUGGGGCCGGAACUGCCCGCUGAGCCUCCGCUGAGCUAGGCGCCGAGCUGUGCCGAAGCUAGUCCCGCCGCAGGCGUGUCGGUGGGAGUGAAUUCUGCGGGCGUGAGAAGUCCCUGCAGCUUUGGGGAUGAGGAGCCUCCUGUAGGGUUCGGACCGAAGACCUUAUCAGGUUUGGAGCUGAGGAGGUUCCUGUCAGUUUUGGAGGCGUGAAGAUAUUCUCCCUUCAUUCAGAAAGGACUCCUGCUACCACCUUCCACAUCUCUUGACGCCACGAACCUGGCCGGCUGCAGAAGGCUCCAAGGCCAGGCGAAGAUGGCCUCUGUGCCAGUGUAUUGCCUCUGCAGGCUGCCUUAUGAUGUGACCCGCUUCAUGAUUGAGUGUGACAUGUGCCAGGAUUGGUUUCACGGCAGUUGUGUUGGUGUUGAAGAGGAGAAGGCUGCUGACAUUGACCUCUACCACUGCCCCAACUGCGAGGUCUUACAUGGGCCCUCUGUUAUGAAAAAACGCCGUGGAUCUUCAAAAGGGCAUGAUACACACAAGGGAAAGCCGGUGAAGACUGGGAGUCCUUCGUUCAUUCGAGAGCUCCGGAGUAGGACCUUUGACAGCUCAGAUGAAGUGAUUCUGAAGCCCACUGGAAGUCAGCUUACCGUGGAAUUCCUGGAAGAGAAUAGCUUCAGUGUACCCAUCCUGGUCUUGAAGAAGGAUGGGUUAGGGAUGACGCUACCCUCACCAUCAUUCACUGUGAGGGAUGUGGAACACUAUGUUGGUUCUGACAAAGAGAUUGAUGUGAUUGAUGUGACCCGCCAGGCUGACUGCAAGAUGAAGCUCGGUGAUUUUGUGAAAUAUUAUUACAGCGGGAAGAGGGAGAAAGUUCUCAAUGUCAUUAGUUUGGAAUUCUCUGAUACAAGGCUUUCUAACCUUGUGGAGACACCCAAGAUUGUUCGGAAGCUUUCAUGGGUGGAGAACUUGUGGCCGGAGGAGUGUGUAUUUGAGAGGCCCAGUGUGCAGAAGUACUGCCUCAUGAGUGUACGGGAUAGCUAUACAGACUUUCACAUUGACUUUGGCGGCACCUCAGUCUGGUACCAUGUGCUCAAGGGUGAGAAGAUCUUCUACCUGAUCCGCCCAACCAAUGCCAACCUUACUCUCUUUGAGUGCUGGAGCAGCUCCUCUAAUCAGAAUGAGAUGUUCUUUGGGGACCAGGUGGAUAAGUGCUACAGGUGUUCCGUGAAGCAAGGACAGACACUUUUCAUUCCUACAGGUUGGAUCCAUGCUGUGCUGACCCCCGUGGACUGCCUUGCCUUUGGAGGGAACUUCUUACACAGUCUUAACAUUGAAAUGCAGCUCAAAGCCUAUGAGAUUGAGAAGCGGCUGAGCACAGCAGACCUCUUCAAGUUCCCCAACUUUGAGACCAUCUGUUGGUAUGUGGGAAAGCACAUCCUGGACAUAUUUCGAGGUUUGCGAGAGAACAAGAGACACCCUGCCUCCUACCUGGUCCAUGGUGGCAAAGCCCUGAAUUUGGCCUUUAGAGCCUGGACAAGGAAAGAAGCUCUGCCAGACCACGAAGAUGAGAUCCCAGAGACAGUGCGGACCGUACAGCUCAUUAAAGAUCUGGCUAGGGAGAUCCGCCUGGUGGAAGAUAUCUUCCAACAGAACGUUGGGAAGACAAGCAAUAUCUUUGGGCUGCAGAGGAUCUUCCCAGCUGGCUCCAUUCCUUUAACCAGGCCAGCUCAUUGCACUUCAGAGUCCAUGUCCAGGCUGUCACUGCCCUCCAAAAGUGGUUCAAAGAAGAAAGGCCUGAAGCCCACGGACUUCUUCAAGAAGGCAGAGCGAAAGGGCAAGGAGAGCUCAGCCUUGGGGCCUGCUGGCCAAUUGAGCUAUAAUCUCAUGGACACAUACAAUCAUCAGGCACUGAAGACAGGCUCUUCCCAGAAAGCAAAGUUCAACAUCAGUGGCACCUGCUUGAAUGACUCAGAUGAUGACUCGCCAGACUUGGACCUUGAUGGGAAUGAGAGCCCGCUGGCCCUGUUGAUGCCUAAUGGCAGUACCAAGAGGGUGAAGAGCUUAUCCAAGUCUCGGCGAGCCAAGAUCGCAAAGAAAACACAUAAAGCUAGACUGGUGACAGAACAGGUGAUGGAGGAUGAAUUUGACUUGGAUUCAGAAGAUGAACUGCAGAUUGACGAAAGAUUAGGAAAGGAGAAGACGACCCUGAUAAUUAGACCAAAGUUUCCUCGGAAGUUGCCCCGUGCGAAGCCUUGCUCUGACCCCAACCGAGUUCGUGAACCAGGAGAAGUUGAGUUUGACAUUGAGGAGGACUAUACAACAGAUGAGGACAUGGUAGUAGGGGUUGAAGGCAAGCUUGGGAAUGGGACUGGAGCUGGUGGAAUUCUUGAUCUGCUCAAGGCCAGCAGGCAGGUGGGGGGACCUGACUAUGCUGUUCUCACUGAGGCCCCUGCCUCUCCCAGCACUCAGGAGGCCAUCCAGGGCAUGCUGUGCAUGGCCAACCUGCAGUCCUCAUCAUCCUCACCAGCUACCUCCAGCCUGCAAGCCUGGUGGACCGGGGGGCAGGACCGAAGCAGUGGGAGCUCCAGCAGUGGGCUGGGCACGGUGUCUAACAGUCCUGCUUCCCAGCGCACCCCAGGAAAGAGGCCCAUCAAGCGGCCAGCAUACUGGAGAACCGAGAGCGAGGAGGAGGAGAACGCCAGUCUGGAUGAACAGGACAGCUUGGGAGCAUGCUUCAAGGAUGCAGAGUAUAUCUAUCCAUCCCUGGAGUCUGAUGAUGAUGAUCCUGCUUUAAAAUCUCGACACAAGAAAAAGAAGAAUUCAGAUGAUGCUCCAUGGAGCCCUAAAGCCCGUGUGACCCCAACCCUACCAAAACAGGACCGCCCUGUGCGUGAGGGGACCCGGGUAGCCUCCAUUGAGACAGGCUUGGCUGCAGCAGCUGCAAAGUUGGCCCAGCAGGAGCUGCAGAAGACCCAAAAGAAGAAAUAUGUCAAGAAGAAACCUUUGCUGAAGGAGGUAGAACAACCUCGCCCUCAAGACUCCAAUCUCAACCUGGCAACACCAGCCCCUCCUCUGGCCACUACACCCCAGCUUUUCAACCCCCUGCCACCUCCUGAGCCUAAACAAGAGGCCCUGUCAGGAAGCCUUGCUGACCAUGAGUAUACUGCUCGUCCCAAUGCCUUUGGCAUGGCCCAGGCAAACCGCAGCACUACACCCAUGGCCCCCGGUGUCUUCUUGACCCAGCGGCGCCCUUCAAUUGGCUCCCAGAGCAAUCAGUCAGGACAAGGAAAGCGUCCCAAAAAGGGCCUGGCCACAGCAAAGCAGAGACUCGGCCGUAUCCUGAAAAUCCACAGAAAUGGCAAACUCCUUCUGUGAGCCCCCCCUAUACUCCUUCCCCCACCCCUUCACCCCCAUUACCUUCUCCAUUGUCGACUUUUGGGGCACUCCUGGAUCCUGUCUGCCCCAGACAAGGUGCUGAGGUGCAUUGUCCUGCUUUCCUGGGACUGACCAAAGGCAUGGACUCCCCCAUGGACCCCUCCACCAACUUCUCCCAACUCUUUUCCCCACUUCCACUAAAGCAUCCUGCCUGCCUUCUCCGUUCCCCUGAGUAGCAGGUAAAUGGGCAUGGCGUCCAGCUGACAAGAGCCCUCUUUGCUGCUGCUCCAACCCAUUUUCCUUUUACUUGCCUUGUCUGCCCUUUACUCUCGCCACCCUGCCCCAGAGCCAGAAGGCAGCAUGAAGAGAGCCUGGGUCCCUCGGUAUUUCCCUGGUCAUGAAGUGGGAGGCCCAGCACUUGACACUUUCUGCAGUUCCAGUCCUGUCUCCAGAAGCCUGCCUAUUUCUGUCCACUGUUCCUUCCCCUUCUUUCUCCCAGUCUAGUGGACGUGCCCCACCUCCACACUUGUGGAGAAGGGUCUAGCCUCUGCUCCCUCAUGCCAAAUGCUUCAUGGAAAUAAAGAGGCAGGCCCAGAGUGUUCUUACUGCCCCACUGUGGGCCGUUUUCAGAGAUGGCAUAGAAAGGACAUGGGCUGACUUCACUCAUCCUUGAGAAGAAGGGAGAUUCCUGUCACUUCUCAAGGUGGGGAGAGGACAGAUGCCCAUGCCUUUGACCAUGACUUUGCAGCCUAUUGGAGGAAGCUGCUUUUAGGUGGCUACAGGUGAAGCCCCUUGUCCCAGGGUGAGCUCCAGGGAUUUGCCUGGACUUUGAGGUCCUGCAGAACAUUAUCCACAUGGCUGUGGCUGGACCCCAGCAGGUGAAAAGCCAUCUCCCAGAAACCUGAAAGCACCUGUGACUGAAGCAGAUAACCCUGGCCUUAUGGCCUGCUCCCUUCACCUGUAUCACUGAGCACAGCCUAGACCUUCUGGAGGGGUUGUGGUGGGACAGCUCACCCCUGGGUCCACCAUUGGAAACCUCCCUACUUCUUUCCCCACCUGAGGUCUUGGUCUGAAGAAGACUUCAGGACUCACAUCUUCACUCCUGGGCCUUUGCACUUCCAGACGUCAGGUCAGCGCUCAAGCAGAGUUCAGAUGGGCCACUCAUGAGCCCAAGCCUAGUAGAAGAGACGUCCCUCUGUGAAGGAGCGGAUAAUCUGAUCCUCCCCUUCUCCUCUUCUUCCCUUUGUGGAUCCUCUCCAUUGUCCUCUUCCCUCUCCCACCCCACCUCCCUGCCUCCUACCUGUUUUGCCUCACUGGCAAUCUGCACUUGAUGGAAAACCCCCUCUUCUUUCCUUUUUGCCACUGCCCAAGUGGAGUGUAUCUUUGCCCUCUACCCCCCCCCCCCCCACUAUAACCUCACUCCAACUUGCCCAGUGCUUCUGGGGAAUUUAACCAUGCAGGCCACAGGGAAUAUGUGAGGCUUCCCUUGUCUUCUUUGUUUCUCCAGUUUGUCUUUCUUUUCUCCACAGUCCUGCCUCUACUCCCCUUCCUUGGAAUCAGGGGUCCCUCAGCCCCAUUAGCUUUUUCUACAUUGGGGACCCCAGGGGCCAAGCAUUCCUCCAUCUAGUCACACCAAAGGCAAAAUGCCUGGCUACCUCCCCCCAGCACAUGAAGCCCCUACUCCCUCCCCUCUAUUUCUACCCAGCUUUGCUUAUCUUAGGGAUUUGAAGGCAGCAGAGGGUAGUGAGGGGGAGGGAAGGGGAGGCCUGUGUCCCUGUGAAGGCAUCUGCCCCACUAGGUCCUGACUGCUGUAACCAAGACCAGGUCUCCAGCCCUUCUGCCCAUUAACACCCCUCUUGAUCUUUCAAAGGCAGCUAAUUACUAGCAAAUCCCCCUGGUCCCAGACCUCUUGCCCAUUGUUUCUUUGUUAGAAGUUUCUGUGGAGCUGAAGCCCAACCUCCAUUUGACUGGGUUUUGUUUAGUUUGGUUGGGUUCUCAUAAUUUCUUGUUUGUUGUUUUGUGUUGUUUCAAAUGAAAAGCAAGUUUACCCUCAGAGUUACACUUUUCCAAAGAGACUAGUGUGCUUUUUUUGUUUCAUGUUCUAAGUGUUUGAAGUGAGUUGGGGAGGGGUUGGGGGUGAUAGUAACCAAGGUUUAGAACAUGGUAAGAGAGUUAUCUCUGGUCUCCACUCCCUAGCAGAGAGCUGGGAUAGGGGAAAGGGAGAGAGGAUUUCUAUUCACCUUUAAUAUAUUUUUUACAAAAAAAAAAGCAAACAAUUUAAAAAACAAGCCCACCGCUUCUGUACAUGUCUAAAUAUAUUUUUAGAAGUGGGUAGAAUUGUGAAUUUCUGAUGCAGGACCUUUUUAUAAACAGGUUAGAGUAGCAUCAUCCAGACUUCUCUGUUGGUUUUUUUCCCCCCUGCUUUUUUCUUAUGUUGUGUUACUAAUGUAAUUUAUAUUUUUUUUAGAUCCUCCCUUUCCUAUAGAGAUAAAAGUGAUUUAUCUUAGCAAUUGCUUUGCUUGGUCUUUUUUUGGUGGUGGUGGUGGCGGUGGUGGUGAUGGUGAGAAGUGGAGUCCAGGAGUGCCUUCUUGUCUUUGCACAUUCUCUGUCUGUCUCUCCCUCCCUACCAUCAACUCAGCAAGUUGUCCUUGGACACUUCUCUGGUGCCCAACCUUGUGCCUGGGGUGGAGACGGAACAGGAUCCCUGCCUUCAGAAGGAACACAUCCACACACCCAAAACAGGCAAUCAGAAUUGCAGUGGACCAAAAAGAAAGGGUACAACAAUUCAAAGGGACCUGACAGGUUCCUUGGGAGGGCUUUCCAUAGCUUCCACAGGCUGUUUUUAAUGACUCCACCUAUUGUCCUCUUUCUGCAAAUGUGUUUUUUUGUUUUUUCUCUCUUUCUCUGACAUACUACUCCAAGCACUUGUGGUAUAAUUUGGACUUCAUUACUGUGCUUGGGGCCAGUGCAAGGAUAGAAUAUAAUUGUCAGAGCUAAUACCUAACUCUUCCCAGUGCCAGGCACUGCUCUAAGUGCUUUAUGUAUAUUGACUUAUUUCAUCCUCAUGAACAUCCUCAUCCUACUAAUUAAGAAACAGAAUAACCUUCCAGGAUCACACAUGUAGUAAGUUGUGGAACCAGCCUGGUUCCAGAGUCUGUGUUCUUAUCACUCUGAUCUGCCACCUAUCACUGAUAACCGUUACCAUAUAUUAAGUGCCUUUUGUGUGUCAGGCAUUGGGCUAGGGGUUUACUUCGGAUAUCUCAUUUUAUCCUGACUGACAACCCAAUGUAGUAGAUACUAGCCCUAUUUUACAGAUGAAGAGACUGAAACUUGAUAGUGAUCUUCCACAGCUGGAUUCUGCCUAACCCCAAAGCUCAUUCUUUCCCAAGUUCACUGUGUUAGAAAAUCUUUUGGGGCACGAUCAUCCAACAGAUGUUUACUGAGCACCUAUUGUGUGCAAAGUGAAAAUUGUGUCCUGAGGAGAGCCCCUGGGAUGAUGUUGGGAGCCUCAGUUCCUAAGUCACCUACACCCUGACUCUGACCCACGGCAGGCAGCUUGCUGGCUGAGGUUCAACUGUAAAAGGAGUUUAAACUUAACCAGGAUUUCUCCUUCCUGGAGAUUCUUCUGUGGUGAGGCUGUCUGAAUUUGGCACCUAGUGGUUAAAUGACUUCCUCCAGCUCUCACAAUCUAAAUCUUGGUAUUAGGCAGGAUUCCUGCCAGUAAGGUGAUGUCUUUUUUAAUAGAAAAGGCUCACAAAAUCCAGGAUAUUGAUUGGGAACUGUAUCUCCUGGUAGAAAGGCAACAGGAAAGAGGAAGAGGGAGGUCAGAGCCCUUUCAGUAAUGAUGGGCUUGGUUCUCUUUGUCCCCAACUCCCACCCCACACUCUCUAGUGAGAGGCCAAGGCCUCAGAUUAGAGGAUAAGCUAACAUCUCAGUCACCUUACUUACUCCUCAGUCCAGGCAGGAGGUGCCGGCAGACCAGAGGCUCCUGUCUAAAAAUUGGGAAGGGAACAGGACACCCAACCUCAGAGUUCCCUCAUUCUGGCGUAGAGUGGAAAAGUAUACUGGACUGGUUGCUAAGAGCCCACCUUUUCAAUGACUAACCAAGUAAUCUGGGAGACAUUAAUUGUCUGGCUCUCAGUUUCUAUAUUUGCCAGAUGGAAUUAUCUCCACUAUGAGGCCCUCUGAAAUGUUGAUCAUCUCUAACCUGUCUGGAUUCUUUUGAUUCUCAAACUGAAUCUUCUAGCCCUGACUUGUCCUGAGUACAGAUCCCCAUUUCCGUUUGCUUAUGUUGCCCCUGGCUCAACUGCAUGGGCCCCUCCAUGUCCAUCAGGACUCUAUUCACACCAAGUUGACUGAAAUGACCCUUGCCCUCCAGUAAGUUAAGUGGAGGAGAAGAACAUCAUUAUGGUACAUCACAAUGAUAGAAAUGAGUGCACAGUGCUAGGCAGGGAAGCAGGUAGUCCAGGGAAGGCUUCCUGUCAGGGGUGAUGCCUGAGCUGAAGAAUGAGAAGUAAUUAGCCAGUCAAGCAGAGAAUGGUGGGAAGAAUAUUCCAAGCCAAGGCAAUAACAUGAAUACAACAGAGGUGUAAAAAAGCAUGUGCAUAUAGAGAAAGGCAAGCAAUUUACUAUAACUGGAGCUUUGACUUUCACCUGGGGUAAACAUAUACAGACUCUUAGAAUAUGUAAUUUGAUAAGGCAUAUGAUCGUAAUUGAUUAGCUUUUAGGAAUAAUACUUAUUUUAAAAACUCUAGCUAAUGCAGAAUAUGUAAUUAUGAUGUUUGUGAAAAGGCUGGACUUUAUCCCAUGAAGAAAAGGAACCAUUAAAAGGUUUUAAGCAGACAAUGGAAUGAUCCAACUUGCUUUAAAAAAAAUCCCUUUGGCAAUCUUGGACUGUGGAGGGGUGGGUGGACACUGAAGCCAGGAAGACCAGUGAGGAAAUUACUCCAGGGGGCACUGUAUGAACCAGAGAUGGGGAGGGCAUCAUUAUCUUCUAAUGCCUCAUUGAAUGUCACUUUCCCUAAGGAAGCCUUCACCCAACUCUAGUCAACUCUGAUCUUUCUUUUAAAGGGCAGAAAUUUCGGGCUGUUUCCAGGAGGCAGAGCCAUGGGGUCAGCCACUCGUACAACCCAAGAGACAGUAGACUCUAGCCCCCUUUCAGCCUUCAACUCUCAAAAUAGCUCACCUUCCCAGGCCAUCUACUUCCCUAUAGGAUUACAUUGUAAUGCCAACACUCACCCAUGAAUGUGGUAAGAGAGACAAUAAGACUCAUUUUAUAUUUCCUUGUCAGGAGUUCAACCUUCCCCACGUACCAUUCCAUUCCAUUAUACACAGGCUUUCAAGUUUAUCUCCCUAAAGUCCUGUCUUCACCAUCCGUUGGCUUCCCAUUGUUUAUCAAACCCUCUGAAUUUCAAGGAUUCCCAGAAUCUGGCCCAACCUGGACACACUGGGCUGUGGUGGAAAAAGGAUGUGCCUGGAAGUUGAGAUGGCCAGUAAUUUAAUUCCACCUCUGGUUUUGAACUGGUUAGUUUAUACUCCUUUGCCUCAAUUUUAUUAUCUGUCAAAAGAAGAUAUAAUUCCUACCUUAUAGAGUUGUUGGGAGGAAUUGUAGCUGGUGUUUUUAAAGAACUUAAUUCAGUGUUUGGCAGUCAAGGUGAUUAGUAAAUGUAGUUAAUUUUACCUAGUCACAAUUUGCCCAGUAGGUCCUGUAACCUUAAAUAGAAGUACAGGAAAAGUAAGCCUUUGAAGCAAUUGGAGAGAUUAUUUCGAAUUGGAGAAGGAAAUUGAGUUAGCUUCACAAGGGAGGUGGUGUUUGAAGGACAUGGGGAGAUGGCUGAGUCAAUAAGGGUGGUAGGCCUUAAACUCCUUCGUAGGACGUACAACCAAAUCUAUGAGAAAGUUGCUGAAAGGUGCCACAGUAUCUAUGCCAGUUCAUUAUCAGCAGUCCAAUUGUACAGCAGUUUAUCGAAGACUCUUUUGCAUCAGGCCUUGUGCAGGACACUGGAGGCUUUGACCCUCAAGGAGCAUGUACAUAGUACAUAGACAUGGAAACCUAAGUACAACAUACUGGGAUAAACACAAUGUUAAGAAUAUGCACGGGGUGCUAUGGAAGCAUGAAGAAAAGACCCAACCCAGUCUGAGGAGCAGGAAAGGCUUCGGGAAGAGUAACACCUGAAUUGAAUCUCAGAGUAUUCACCAGGCAAGGAGAGGCAGAGGGAUUAGUUGAAAUAAAGCAUUUUAAGCAAAAGAGACAGCAUAAGCAAAAGUACAGCCAUAAAGCAGCCAGGUAUAUGUGGGUGGAACUACAAACCCUUGAGUUGGGUAAGGUGGCAAGUCUUGGGAGAUGAAGCUGAAGAGGUUAGCACAAACCGUAUCAUGGGGGCUGAAUUUAUGCUCCAGAAUGUUCUACCUGGCAAUCCUUGGGGUAAGGGAAACACUGAAAAGAACUAGCAUGGACACCAGUGUAAAGGUGAUUGUAUGAUUCCAGUUAAGAUGUAAUGUCUAAGCCAGGGCAGUCACUAUGAAAAUACCAGAGAUGUUAACCCACACUUUUUUUUUCCUAAUGUUUUACUAUGAUCAUUUUCAAAAAUCCAGAAAAGUCAAAAUAAUUCUACUGUGAACAUCCAUAUAUCAUCUAGGUUCUACACUUAGCAUUUCACUGUACUUCUUUAUCACACAUCCAUCCCUCCAUCAUUCAUCGACCCAUCUUAUUUUUUUUAUGCGUUUCAAAAUUAGUUACUGACAUCAGUACUCAGGCUCUUAAACAUUUCGGCAUGCAUGUCGUUAACUAGAGUUCAAUAUUUGUGAUUAUUUCUUAGGUAAAGUAUACAUACAAUGCAAUGCACACAUAUUAAGAGUAUAAUUUCAUGAGUUUUGACAAAUGUCUAUACUUGUGUAACCCACACCCCAUCAAGAUACAGAACAUUAUCACUCCUGAAAGUUCCCAUGUGUCCCCAAUCACAACACUUCUCCUUUCCAGAGUAGGCUUUGAGUUUGAAAGGGUAGAAUUUGGGCCAUGUUAAAAUAGACAUUCCAGGUAGAAGGAGGCUGGUGGCUCCCCAGCAAAAGCAUGGAGAUAGGUAACCAGGGGAGAUGCACAAGCAUUACAGUGACCUUGGAUGGUUGCCUUUUAGUGUCCUAUGGAGCCUUAUGGUGGAUCAGUGAUGAAACAGUGAAGCAGAGGCAUUAAGGAACAUUUGGAUCCUCAGGAGCUAACAGUCCAAUAGGCUAGAAGUCCAAAUUCAGGAUGCCAGCUCCAGGGGAAGGUUUUCUCUCUGCCGGCUCUGGAGGGAGGUCCUCGUCAUCAGUCUUCCCUUGGUCUGAGCACAUCUCCGCACAGGAACCUCAGGUCCAAAAAACAUGCUCUGCUCUCAGUGCUGCUUUCUUGAUAGUAUGAGGUCCCCAUGUCUCUCUGCUUGCUUCUCUCUUUUAUAUCCCAAAAGAGAUUGGCUAAAGACACUAUCUAAUCUUGUAGACCAUAUCAAUAUAACUGCUGCUAAUCCAUCUUAUUACGUCAUAGUGAUGGGAUUUACAACACAUAGUGAAAUCACAUCAGAUGAUAAAAUGGUAGACAGUCAUACAAGGGAAUCAUGACCUAGCCAAGUUGACAGAUAUUUUGGGGGGACACAAUUCAACCCAUGAUAGGCAUCUAUACAAAACCAACAGCCAACAUCAUUCAUAAUGGAGAGAGACUGAAAACCUUCCCCUUGAGAACAGGAACAAGAUAAGAAUGCCCUUUGUCACCACUCCUAUUUAACAUUGUGCUGGAAGUCCUAGCUAAAGGAAUAAGGCAAGAAAAAGAAGUAAAGGGCAUCCAAAUUGGUAAGGAAGAAGAAGAACUGUCCCUAUUUGCAGAUGAUAUGCUCCUAUACAUAGAAAACCCAAAAGACUAAUCACUAACUUUAUGUGGAAAGGGAAGAGAUCCCAGAUAAGUAAAGCACUAUUGAAGAAGAAUAAAGUAGAAUGCCUUGCACUACCUGACCUCAGAACCUACUAUACAGCUAUGGUAGUCAAAACAGCCUGGUACUGGUACAAUGACAGACACAUUGACCAAUGGAACAUAAUUGAGAACCCAGAUGUAAAUCGAUCUAUCUAUGGUCACCUGAUUUUUGACAAAGGCCCAAAUUCCAUCAAAUGGGGAAAAGUCUUUUUAACAAAUGGUGCUGGCAAAACUGAAUGUGCAUCUGCAAAAAAAAUAAAUGAAACAAGAUCCAUACCUCGCAACAUACACAAAAAAUUCAAAAUGGAUCAAAGACCCAUAUAUUAAACCAAAAUAUAUAAAGAUCAUAGAAGAAGAAAAUAGGGUCAAUUUUAGAGGCCCUAGUACAUGGCAUUAACAGGAUACAAACCAUAACUAAUAAUACACAAACACCAGAAAAUAAGCUAGAUAGUGGAAAUCUUCUAAAAAUUAAACACGUAUGGUCAUCAAAAGACUUCACCAAAAAAGUAAAAAGAGAACCUACAGACUGGGAAAAUAUUUUUUGGCUAUGGCAAAUCCGACAAAGGUCUGAUCUCUAAAAUAUACUGGAAAGCCCAACACCUCUACAACAAAAAGACAAAUAAUCCAAUUAAUAAAUAGACCAAGGAUAUGAACAGACACUUCACCAAAGACGACAUUCAAGCAGCUAACAGAUAACAUGAGGCAGUGCUCGUGAUCACUAAACCCACUGCUGUCAAGUCGAUUCCAACUCAUAGCGACCCUAUAGGACAGAGUAGAACUGCCCCAUAGUUUCCAAUGAAAGCCAUUAGAAAAAUGCAAAUCAAAACCAUAAUGACAUGCCAUCUCAGGCCAACAUUAACUCAUGAAUCAAAAAAAAAAAACGGAGAGGCUGCAGGAAGACUGGAACGCUUAUGCACUGCUGGUGGGAAUGCAAAAUGGUACAACCAUUUUGAAAAACGAUAUGGUGCUUCCUUAAAAAGCUAGAAAUAGAAGUGCCUUAUGAUCCAGCAAUCCCACUUCUAGGAAUAUAUCCUAGAAAAAUAAGAGCCGUCACAUGAAUAAACAUAAGCACACCCAUGUUAGUUACAGCAUUGCUCACGAUUGCAGAAAGAUGGAAACAACCUAGGUGCCCAUCAACAGAUGAAUGGAUAAACAAAUAUGGUAAUACACACAAUGGAAUACUACGCAAUAAUAAAGAACAAUGAUGACUGUGAAGCAUCUCACAACAUGGAUGAAUCUGGAGGGCAUUAUGGUGAGUGAAGUCAAUCACAAAAGGACAAUACUGUAAGAGAAUACUACUAUAAAAACUCAUGGGAAGGUUUACACACACACACACAAAAGCUUUUGAUGAUUAUGAGGAAGUGGAUAAGUGGGAGGGAAAAAAUUAAGACAAUAGGUAAGUGGUAAAUUUGGUGAAGGAUAAGACAGUACACAAUACUGGGAAAGCCAGCAAAACUGGUCCAAGGCAAGGCAAGGUCAUGGAAGCUCCAUAGACACAUCCAAACUUUCUGAGGGUCCAAAUUACUGGACUGAGACCUGUGGGGACCAUAGUCUUAGGGAACAUCUUGUUCAAUUGGCAUAUAUACUUAGUUUAUAAAGAAAUGUGGAGGUGGGGCCAAGAUGGCAGAGUAGGCAGACACUUCUGGUGAACCCUCUUAAAGACCCCAAAAAACAAGUGAAACGAUUAUAUUUAUGACAAGCUACAAGCCCUGAACAUCAAAGGCAAUGUUAGAAAAUGGACUGAGUGGUAAGGGGAGGGAGAGACAGUUCAGAAUUGGAGAGAAGUUGCCAGACCUGAAUUGCUGGGAACCCUCAAGCUACGGUGGCCUGGUGGUAUUGUUCGGCUGAGGUUUCCUCAGGGAGAAACAGCCAGCUGCGCAGCCUACUAACACCUCUGAAACCAGAGAAGAAUGGCGCUCUCAGCAAAAGCUAAGUACUUGCAUAUAUUUUACCACACCCCCAGCCCCAAAGCCGGCUUCAGUGGCUAUCGAUUUCCCUGGGCCUGAGAUAGGUACUGUUGUGUGCCCUGAGCCUAUCUCCUGUACUUUGAGAAGGAAUAACUUCACAAUUGGGGAAAAGAUAAUCUGCCAGAUCCACAAACCUGGGGAGCUCAGGACAGUAGUGGCUCCCGUCCAGGCAUAAAUGGUCCACGGUCUUUAAAUAAAUUUCCCCUCUGCAUGGACAUGUGUGGACGUAUUUCAGGAGAAUAAGCCCUUGUUGGCAGACUGCAAUUGUUCCAUCUGUGUGUUGGAGAGGUGGGUAUUUGAUGUUUGACACCACUUUGCCAAUUAAACAGGGUCCUCACCUACCCAUAUCAGGGGCCUAAGGACUGGUGGCUCAGUCAGGUCACCCAGCCACCCGUGACAGUGGUCCAAGGAUAACUGGUACCUCCCAGUCCUUACAACCAAAACUAUUGGUUGCCCAAGGUCUGUCUGAAGAACCCACCCGCCUGUGUGCUCUAGGGAACAGGGACGUGCUUUCCUCACAGACACUCAGGGCAUGGUUGUCAGCCCCCUACCUUGAUAGAGCAUGAUCCCCUGCUGCAACCACUUGCCAGCACCUACACCAAUCACCCCUGCCCCUCUAAGACUGUAGGACAGAGCCUGUACCAAACACUUGACCAACUACCUGGACACCUGAGCUGAAGCCACACAAGAAAAGUAAAAGGACUCCUAGGCUAAUGUGCCUGGUAACAGCUCUAGCCAUCUGAUGACAGAGCGUUAGAGCUUCAAAGGCGAAAAUAAGCUAGCUCACUCAAGCAACCUAUUUGGACAUAUCAUAACAAAACAUGGCAAGAAGCUAGGAUAUAGUAAUCAAGCAUAAACUAAUACAAUAACUUAUAGAUGGCACAGAGACAAAAAUAAACAGUCUAUCAAAUCACAUAAAGAAGCAGAUCAUGAUCACCUCAACAAGCUCUCAAAACAAAGAAGGGAUCUUCUGGAUGAAGGUGCCUUCCUGGAAUUACCAGAUGCAGAAUACAAAAGCUGAAUAUACAGAACUCUUCAAGACAUCAGGAAUGAGAUCAGGAAGGAGAUCAGGCAAUACGCAGAAGAAGGCAAGGAACACACAGAUAAAGCAGUAGAGAAAUUAAAAAGGUUAUACAAGAACAUAAUGAAAAAUUUAAUAAGUUGCAAGCAUCCAUAGACAGCAAUCAGAAAUUCAGAAGAUUAACAAUAAAAUUACAGAUUUAGACAACUCAAUAGAAAGUCAGAGGAGCAGAAUUGAGCAAGUGAAAGGCAGAAUUGGUGAGAUUGAAGAUAAAGCAUUUGGCACUGAUAUAUUUGAAGAAAAAUUAGACAAAAGAAAUUUAAAAAAAGGAAGAAAUCCUAAGAAUCAUGUGGGACUCUAUCAAGAGAAAUAACUUACGAGUGAACGGAGUACAAGAACAGGGAGGGAGAACAGAGAGAAUUGUUGAAGAUUUGUUGGCAGAAAACUUUCCUGAUAUCGUGAGAUGACAAGAUAUCCAAGAUGCUCAUCAAACUCCACAUAAGGUAGAUCUUAAAAGAAAGUCACCAAGACAUUUAAAUUAAACUUGCCAAAACCAAAGGUAAAGAAUUUUAAGAGCAGCUAGGGAUAAACAAAAAGUCACCUACAAAAAGUCACCUACAAAGGAGAGUCAAUAAGAAUAACCUCAGACUACUCAGCAGAAACCAUGCAGGCAAGAAGGCAGUGGGAUGACUUAUAUAAAGCAUUGAAGGAAAAAAAUUCCAACCAAGAAUCAUAUAUCUGACAAAACUGUCUCUCAAAUAUGAGGUGAAAUUCAGACAUUUCCAGAUAAACAGAACUUUAGGGAAUUUGUAAAAACCAAACUAAAACUACAAGAAAUACUAAAGGGAGUUCUUUGGUUAGAAAAUCAACAAUAUCAGAUAUCAACUCAAGACUAGAACACUGGACAGAGCAAUCAGAUGUCAACCCAGAUAGAGAAAUCACAAAAAUAAAUCAAGAUUUAAAAAAAAAAAAAAAA
Molecule: messenger RNA, 15714 nt
Organism: Loxodonta africana (African savanna elephant)
Lineage: Eukaryota; Metazoa; Chordata; Mammalia; Proboscidea; Elephantidae
Gene: PHF8
Product: PHD finger protein 8
Exons: 22
Coding region: 749-3811 (1020 amino acids)
Biological process (GO): protein demethylation; regulation of transcription by RNA polymerase II
Molecular function (GO): histone demethylase activity; transcription coregulator activity
Source: RefSeq, a predicted model, not a curated record